UAGUAGUUAUAUAUAUUUUUAACUAUAUUUUUAAAAUAUGUAUGGAAGAAAAGGCUUUAAGCUUAUUUCAGAACUAGAUUUAUAUUCUGAUAUAUUACCAUUCAAUGAGGUACUUGUUAAAGAAGUUUUACAGGAGAUGCAAUGUCUCUAUGAUGCAAAUGUAGCAGAUAGCAAUGCCAUUAGGAAUGAUGAUAAUAUGGCAUUAUUGCCAUCAGUACAGUUGAGACAUACAGCAUUAAAAAGAAAUAAAAGAUGUGUCUUAGCAUACAUAUAUAACAGAAUGAGAAAACUAAGAGAAUUACGAUGGGAAUUAGGGAGCAUUCUACCGCCAGAAAUAAAUUCCAAUUUAUUAAAUGCUGAAAUUCAAUGGUUUCAGUCAUAUAAUAAGUCUUUAGCUAAAUACAUGAGAUCUUUAGGAGAAGACCAUGGGUUUAAUCUAACAACAAAUAUGGUACCUCCAAAAACUCCUUAUGUAGAGGUCAAAUGUGUAGAGGAUUUUGGAAGAUUGGAAUUAGAUGAUGGCCAAGUUAUUUUGCUAAAAAAAAAUACAUAUCAUUUGCUACCAAGAUCUGUUUGUGAACCAUUGAUACGACAAGGAAUUCUUGAACAUAAGAGAAUUUCCCGUGUAAACUUAAAUUCCGUAUAACAGCGCGCAGUUGAUUCAAACAGUUGGAAGCUUGUCUGCAUGCGCUGCAUUGCGCCUUGUGCUCAAAAUAAUAUAUGUAACUACGGAUUCUUCCCUAUUGACAAAAGACGAUGCAAGCAAUUCAUUUGAAAUCGAUCAAGUCUACUAACGUGAUCUUCAUUUGUUGCACUUGCGACUUGACAUCUUCAAACGG
Bombus impatiens (common eastern bumble bee) is the source of this 839-nucleotide messenger RNA. Its product is annotated as DNA replication complex GINS protein PSF1-like. The transcript has 6 exons. Gene Ontology annotation, cellular component: GINS complex. The coding region runs from base 38 to 646 and encodes 202 amino acids. Gene Ontology annotation, biological process: DNA strand elongation involved in mitotic DNA replication; DNA replication. NCBI's taxonomy places the organism in Eukaryota, Metazoa, Arthropoda, Insecta, Hymenoptera, Apidae. The record is from RefSeq and is a predicted model, not a curated record.